Dama dama (fallow deer) is the source of this 627-nucleotide messenger RNA. It is a transcript of the gene YPEL1, whose product is annotated as yippee like 1. The record is from RefSeq and is a predicted model, not a curated record. The transcript is spliced from 5 exons. The coding region runs from base 218 to 577 and encodes 119 amino acids. Lineage: Eukaryota; Metazoa; Chordata; Mammalia; Artiodactyla; Cervidae.
UGAGCGAGGCCGGGCCGAUGGGCGCUGCGGGCCGGGGCGCGGAGCGGUGGGCGGCCGUGGUGGCGUUUCUCUCACCCCAGCGGUGUGGACGGAGCCACACGCCCUCCGAACAACAACGGCUCUGGCGUGCGUGUCCCAGUGUUUGUUCUGCUGGAGAGCCCAGCAGAACUGCAGCUCCUCCCGUGCCGGCCCUGAGCUGAGCCAGGAGUGCCCCGCGAUGGUGAAGAUGACCAAGUCCAAAACUUUCCAAGCGUAUCUGCCCAACUGCCACCGAACCUACAGCUGUGUCCACUGCAGGGCCCACCUGGCCAAUCACGACGAGCUGAUCUCCAAGUCCUUUCAGGGAAGUCAGGGACGAGCCUACCUCUUCAACUCAGUGGUGAACGUGGGCUGCGGCCCCGCAGAGGAGCGCGUCCUGCUCACCGGCCUGCAUGCCGUGGCCGACAUCUACUGCGAGAACUGCAAGACCACGCUUGGGUGGAAAUACGAGCACGCCUUUGAAAGCAGUCAGAAGUAUAAAGAAGGAAAAUUUAUCAUCGAGCUCGCUCACAUGAUCAAAGACAAUGGCUGGGAGUAAAGUGGACUUCCUGUUCCCCCUUGAAUGUGACUGAGACGGUCAUCAAGGAG